AAACGGGAAUGGCUGAUUGACCAAUAGCAUGACAGCAGGGGUGGGCUGUGUUAUGGAGGAUUUUUUUUGUGCCUGUGGUUUAUUGUGAGGAGAAAAUACGCAGUCUUUGGUACAAAAUUCUCUUUGUGUCAGUUACAAAAACAUACAAGGCUAUUUAUAUAAGGGCCUGUGUGAGUGCUCCAUUCACACACUCAGCCUAAAGCGCUGAACGCAGUUUGCUUUGUUAAAGGUUACAAUGCGUGCACGUUGAGCGCAAAUGCGUGCGCGCGUUUACAAAUAAUGGUAUCAUCUGCCUGUGAUUUAAAACUUGUAUUAUAAGACAUUGCAUUUACGUCUAGACAAAAGCAAAUAAAAUACAUAUUUAACAACAAAAAACCAGUUGACCUCAUUGGUUGUUUGCGUUUCGGGCUCUUUAUAGAGAAUUUUUGAGUCAUUAUUAUUUUAAACAGAGAUGUCUUCGUGUCCACCAGCUGAUAACGAGCUCUGCUGGUUGCGCCCUUUUUAAAACCGUGUUGCGGGCUGAUUAUGCGUCAGAUGCAACAGAACUGCGCAGAAACAAACAUCCAAUGGCUCCUCAAUACGCUCCAAGUCUGCGCUCCCGUUUGGCACCGUUACUGCUUUGUCUUCAGACUUUAUUUAUCAUCAUAUCUGCGCUUUAUUUUAAAAACAGAGUAACAGUGAACAAGGAUGACCUAAGAAACUUUUACUCAGAAUUCCAGGAUGUGAACGUGAUGGUGAUUUUGGGGUUUGGCUUCUUGAGCACCUUCCUAGUGCGUCAUGGUUUCAGCAGCACUGGGUUCAACCUCCUUGUUGCAGCCAUUGCUUCCCAAUGGGCGUUAAUCCUCACAGGUGUGGAGUCAUGGUUCAGCGCAGGAAGGAUAACGGUGGAUUUAAAAAGCAUUGUGGUUGCUGAGUUGUGCACAGCUUCUGCACUGAUUGCAGUUGGAUCUGUGUUGGGGAAGGCCAACCCAGUCCAGCUCACUGUGAUUGUCCUGCUGGAAGUGUCAGGGUUUGUUUUAAACGAAUGGCUCCUCCGGACUCUGCUGAAAGUUCGACCCCUGAGCAGCAUCAUGCUGCUCCACAUCUUCGGGGCCCUCUUUGGACUCACGCUGACAUGGAUCAUGUAUCGGAAAGGCUCAGAAGACGGAUUUGAAAAGGAGAAAUUUGACAGAAAAUCUGGGUUGUUUUCCUCACUGGGUACGGUGUUCCUCUGGAUGUUUUGGCCCAGUUUCAACUCUGUGCUUGUUCCUGAUUGGACUCCUUGGAGAAAGUUGGGAGCGGUGAGCAGCACCUAUCUGGCUCUAGCUGUUAGUGCUGUGACAGCAGCUGCAGUGUCUGUGCUGUGCAGCCCAAAAGGGAAACUCAACCUGAUCCAAAUGCAGUCGUGCAUCCUUGCUGGUGGUGUUGCAGUUGGCGUUUCCAUGUCUGCUGUACAUGAACCUUGGGAAGCCAUGGCAAUCGGAUUCACCGCAGCCAUUGUAUCGACCAUCGGAUUCAAAUAUCUAAAGAAGCACAUGCUGUUAGCGUACGAGUGCCACGACACCUGUGCCAUGUUAAGCACACACGGGCUUCCUGGUCUACUGGGCUGGCUCGCACAACUUGUCCUGCAGAUUAAAGACUGUGAUGAUCACACGGUGGCCAACCGAUUUGCUGUGUUCCACAUCUGUACUCUGUUUAUUACCAUCUCUCUGAGUGUGUCUAUGGGGUUUCUUACAGGGUUUCUGAUUAAAUGGAACUUCUGUCGACCAAUCCAAAACAAAAAAUGCUUUGACGAUCAAGCUUUCUGGGAGUUUCCACACCUUGCAGCACACAAGUAAACAGAAGCAGAGAGAAGUCUGUCCUGGAGUCCAGAGAAUUUCAGAUUUACCUGCAAUGGUAAAUCUGCAAAACAAGCUAGCUUUAAACAGCCGCAGAUCUCUCACCCCUCCUGCCGGCUAUCCUCCCUAUAGGGAGCUUUAGUCACUUCCGCAUCACGGGUCCCCAGAAGAACGAAAAAAUGAAAGCAAGUCAACGGGGCUAAAAACGUUAUUUUCUAAUCCGCUUUGUCUUACGCCCUGGAUCGCACACACGUUGUACUCAAACUUUAAAUAAAAAGUAAUGACGGGUGUUGACCACACCAGUCACAUACUUUGAGAUUUAUCAGCUUGUAAAAGUUCAUAAUUAGCACUACAAACUAGAAAUCGGCACGUCGCAUAUAUGAUGUCACUACAUAAUCUCCUCUCCCCUAGCGUAGCUGCUACUUACCACAUGACCAGAUUUAUGGUGGUUCUUUCAUCCUGUGGGAAGUUUGCUGAACUUACAGCCAUUUUCCCUCAGUUUUCUCCGUGUCUGAUUCGAUGACGCAUUUGUGGUCCAGCGAUCCCCCUGUUCGAGAAUAAGCGCGUUCUUUGUAUCAAAAUGCGACUUAAAAAUUCACGGACAUCAUAUGAGAAAUCCAUGGCACAAAACAAGCGGAUUAGAAAAAAGUGUUUUUAGCCCCGUUGACUUGCGUUCAGUUUUUCGUUCUUCCGGGGACCCGUGGUGCGUGACUUAGGCUACCUAUAGGCCUGAUAUGGGAACCCACAUUAACACAGGAAACAACGAAGUGCUAAACACCAGUUGUCGUUUUCCAGAUCAUAACCUCUUUUGUUGUCCGUGACUUCAAAUGUAUCUAUUUUUUGGGACUCUGGUAGUUUGUCCCAAAGUUGAAGUGGUAGUAGCCGGCUGUUUCUCCUGAUACUGAACGGAGAACCUCUCACACCAGUGGUGUUCUGUUGCCAAAUACGUGAGCGCAUAAUGAACGGAGGACCCAGGGAAGUGCGGUGAAUUGGCAAGACCGACAACCGGAUGCGAUGCACAAAUGCAAGAGAAUCAGUUCGUUAUUUUUUAAUCUCCCACAUACAUUUAUAGCUAUACGGUGUUAAAAUGUUGUUUUAAGCUAGCUUGUUUAGCAGAUUUGCCAUUGUAGUUUAUCUUCAUCAAUGCAUUUAACUUCACAGUUCUUGCUUUUACGACGUGUAGUCAUCAGAUGUGUUUGUGCCAAACAAAUAAUCUGUGCAGUUUUGUGGAAAGACGAAUGACACCCAUUAACUGAUCAUUUGCAUAUUUCUGUUUAAUGAUGCAAAUGUCAGAAACGGACAGAUGUGACACUAGAAUGAACAGAUGCUCCUGCAAACCUGUUGAAGCAAAUUAAAACCCUAUUUUUGAGAA
Messenger RNA from Nothobranchius furzeri (turquoise killifish), 3189 nucleotides. The record is from RefSeq and is a predicted model, not a curated record. Lineage: Eukaryota; Metazoa; Chordata; Actinopteri; Cyprinodontiformes; Nothobranchiidae.